CUUCUUAGCCACGCCGGAGCUGUGUGUCUAGUCUGUUUCGCCGACAGUACCCUUUAAGAGAUGAUGAUGUUGGGCACCGAAGGCGGAGAGGGAUUCGUGGUGAAGGUCCGGGGCUUGCCCUGGUCUUGCUCGGCGGAUGAAGUGCAGCGGCUUUUUUCUGACUGCAAAAUUCACAAUGGGUCUCAAGGUAUUCGUUUCAUAUACACAAGAGAAGGCAGACCAAGUGGCGAGGCUUCUGUUGAACUUGAAUCAGAAGAUGAAGUCAAAUUGGCCCUGAAAAAAGACAGAGAAACUAUGGGACACAGAUAUGUUGAAGUAUUCAAGUCAAACAACGUUGAAAUGGAUUGGAUGACACUGCCGGUGGACUUCCAGGGGAGGAGUACGGGGGAGGCCUUCAUGCAGUUUGCUUCACAGGAAAUAGCUGAAAAGGCUCUAAAGAAACACAAGGAAAGAAUUGGGCACAGGUAUAUCGAAAUCUUUAAGAGCAGUCGGGCCGAAGUUAGAACUCAUUAUGAUCCACCACGAAAGCUUAUGGCCAUGCAGCGGCCAGGUCCCUAUGACAGACCUGGGGCUGGCAGAGGGUAUAACAGCAUUGGCAGAGGAGCUGGCUUUGAGAGGAUGAGGUGUGGUGCUUAUGGUGGAGGCUAUGGAGGCUAUGAUGAUUAUAAUGGCUAUAAUGAUGGCUAUGGAUUUGGGUCAGAUAGAUUUGGAAGAGACCUCAAUUAUUGUUUUUCAGGAAAGUCUGAUCACAGAUACGGGGAUGGUGGUUUCCAGAGCACAACGGGGCACUGUGUACACAUUGGAUUACCUUACAGAGCUACUGACAAUGACAUUUAUAAUUUUUUCUCACCACUCAACCCUGUGCGAGUACACAUUGAAAUUGGCCCUGAUGGCAGAGUAACUGGUGAAGCAGAUGUUGAGUUUGCAACUCAUGAAGACGCUGUGGCAGCUAUGUCAAAAGACAAAGCAAAUAUGCAACACAGAUAUGUAGAACUCUUCUUGAAUUCUACAGCAGGAGCAAGCGGUGAACACAGAUAUGUAGAACUCAUCUUGAAUUCUACAGCAGGAGCAAGCGGUGGUGCUUAUGGUAGCCAAAUGAUGGGAGGCAUGGGCUUGUCAAACCAGUCCAGUUAUGGUGGCCCAGCCAGCCAGCAGCUGAGUGGUGGUUAUGGAGGUGGCUAUGGUGGCCAGAGCAGCAUGAGUGGAUAUGACCAAGUUUUACAGGAAAACUCCAGUGAUUUUCAAUCAAACAUUCCAUAGGUAGCCAAGGAGCAAUGAACAGCAGCUACUACAGUAGUGGAAGCCGAGCAUCUAUGGGCGUAAAUGGAAUGGGAGGGAUGUCUAGCAUGUCCAGUAUGAGUGGUGGAUGGGGAAUGUAAUUGAUCCUGAUCACUGACUCUUGGUCAACUUUUUUUAAGAAAA
Microcebus murinus (gray mouse lemur) is the source of this 1422-nucleotide messenger RNA. Lineage: Eukaryota; Metazoa; Chordata; Mammalia; Primates; Cheirogaleidae. The record is from RefSeq and is a predicted model, not a curated record.